AUGGUCGUGCGACGUUUGGACGCAUCAUCACAUGAAGCAUGGGAAUUAUGUCGUAGUUCAUCCAAAAAGCCAGCAACAUUUUCUGAACUGGAAAUUUUUCUCAGUGGCCGCAUUCAAGCCCUAGAAAGUGUAGAGUCUAGGGGUGGUUUAACAAAAGUUCCCAAAAAAUCAGCAGCUCACACACAUGUAUCUACAUCUGCAUAUCAAAAACGUCCUGUUGAGGUUCCAAAUAAAUUACCUUUACAAACAAAUAAUUAUUCUUGUUCUCUUUGCAGCUCAAAUCAUUAUAUUUCGAGCUGUGAUAUCUAUAAUGUUCAAGUAUUCCAAUGUCGUGUAGAUCAUAACCUCGAUGAGUUGUUACAACGUUUUUGGACGCAAGAAGAAGGAAAAACCAAAUCAUCUAUUUUGUCUCCGGAAGAGAAAGAAUGUGAGGCCCACUUUCAAGCCACCUACCGGAGAGACUCAUCAGGCAGAUAUAUUGUCAGAUUGCCGUUCAAAAGUUCACCUAAUACUCUUGGCGAUUCUCGUAAAGAAGCAGAACGAAUGCUUGCAAAGUUGUAUCAGAAAUCAGAAUCUAAUCCUCAGUUUUUUAAACUCUACUCAGAUUUUCUUAAGGAAUAUGAAUCUUUGGGUCACAUGGUUCCAUCAUCUCAGGCUACAAUUCCUACAACAGAAUACUUUCUUCCACAUCAUGGAGUUCUUAGGGAGUCUAGUACAACAACUAAACUGAGAGUUGUAUUUAAUGGAUCAUGCAAGACAAGCAGCGGUCUCUCAUUAAACGAUAUUUUACACACUGGGCCCAAGCUUCAGUUAGAGAUUUCUGAUGUGAUCACAAGAUGGCGUCAAUAUCGGUAUGUUUUUUCAGCCGAUAUUGAGAAAAUGUUUAGACAAGUAAUGGUGGAUUCACGUGACUGGGCAUACCAACAAAUCCUUUGGACAUCAUCUCAAUCAUCAAGCGUGGUACCCUAUCAUCUCACUACAGUUACAUAUGGUCUUGGACCCGCGCCUUAUCUUUCAAAUCGAGUAUUAAAACAACUUGCAACAGAUGAAGGUUCUAUCUAUCCUUUAGCUGUCGAUAUUUUGAAUAAUAUCACUUAUGUAGAUGAUACAUUUGGUGGAGCAGAUUCUAUAGAAGAAGCUCAAAGUGCAGUAAUUCAACUGGAUAAACUCUGCAUGGCGGGCGGUUUUCAUUUGCAAAAAUGGACAGCUAAUAAUUCUAACGUUCUUUCUACCAUUACACCAGAACGAUGUGCAAUCAAACAAGUGAUUCAACUUCAAGAAACCCAAUAUAUUUCUACACUGGGUAUCUGCUGGCAACCAGAAGAAGAUUGUUUUGUUUUUUCAUCGCCAUUUUCAUCCACAUCUUCCAGCACACCUACGAAACGUUCAAUACUGUCAAAUAUAUCACGCUUCUUUGACCCCCUUGGUUGGAUUUCUCCAGUAACAAUACAAGCAAAAAUAUUAAUGCAAGAUAUUUGGCUAUCGAAAUCAGACUGGGAUGAAGUGGUUAAUGAAGAUUUGGCGGCUAGAUGGUCAAAAAUUCAUCAACGAUUUAAAUAA
Lucilia cuprina (Australian sheep blowfly) is the source of this 1560-nucleotide messenger RNA. RefSeq lists its product as uncharacterized. Lineage: Eukaryota; Metazoa; Arthropoda; Insecta; Diptera; Calliphoridae. Bases 1 to 1560 code for a protein of 519 amino acids. The record is from RefSeq and is a predicted model, not a curated record. The transcript is spliced from 2 exons.